AGCGAACGCAAAAUCCGAGUUGUCGGAGAUAUUAUUGAAUUUGUGAAUUUUAUUUGUGUCGGUGAUUAUGUGAAGUGCAAAUACAUGCAAUAGUUAAGCGAAUUCAAGUGCGCCAGUCCAGGGUACCUGGUCUUGUGUGCUUUCCAAGGCAGCAGUGUAAUUGUUUUUAUGCAACAAAGUGUCGAGCAGCUUAAUAAAAUUUGCCACCGCUGCUGCCUCAUUUUACGGCCCAGUAAUCCAGUUAAAAAAAGUGUGAGCACGACACGCAAAUUUAAUUUAAAGCAAGUGCAACUGCAAUGACGUCUACAAGCAAUUUGGCCGACGUAGUGCGGCACUAUCAACGUAGCAUUGAGCGGCACGGCCAGGAUGAGACACGCCUUCUACACUGCAUAACUAAGCUGUUCAACUUGCCCAUUAAAUUUGAGCACCUGCAGGAGACCGGCAUUGGAAAAACCGUUAACACCCUGCGGAAAAUUAACGGUGAAGUUGGCAUUGCUGCUAAAACACUAGUCACAAAAUGGAAGGCCAUGGUCGCGGCCGAAGAAGAACCCAUACAGCCAGCAACUCACAAUAGCAAUGAAGAGGACUCAAACCGGUCGAACGGAAGGCGUUCCAGUGACGAGGAUUUAGAUCAGAAUGAGAAUGGGAACAAGGGUAGCAACACGUCCAGCUCUGAUGAAAUGCACUUCAAGGCCAAGUCGAAUAGUCACGAAGAGCGUAGUCGGGAAAGAGAGAGCAACGGCAAUAAGACUACUGAACACAAAAUCAGAUCAAGCAGCAGCAACCACCAUCACAGUAGUAAUAGCAAAAGUAACUCGAAAACCAAGUCGGAUGGUGAGAAAAAACACAAGAGCAGCAGGCAUGAUAAAGCGAAAAAUAGCGAACGAAGGCACGAGUCUCACAAGGACGAACGAAGCAACGGAGAGCGUAUGCCGAAAGAAUCGACGAGCGCAAAAGUCGAAAGCAGCAGUAAGAGCAGUAGUGAUGAGAGCAGGAGUAAGCAUCGCCAUCACAGUAAAUCGGAGAGCCACAAAAGCGGAGAAAGCAAGGUGCGCAGCUCAACGCACGAAAAAACUAAAGAGCACAAGUCUCAUAGCGUUCAUAGCCACUCCAAAGACAAAUCCAGCAAACACAAAUCAUCCUCAUCUGGAUCGGCCAAGUCAGCGAAGCGAGCUCGCAGCUCCGAUCGUACUGUCGACGAAGUAUCGCCGAAGCCCAAGAUAGCAAAGACCAAAACAAAAGCCGAAGCUCUAAGUAAUGAGGAUACGGCGGAUGGUUUUGAUUCCACUAUGGGUGCCAACUUUGAUGAUGUGCUUGGCAUGCUAAAUGUGCCCAUGAGCAGCAAGAAGAGUAGCAGCAAACCAAAAACUCCCAACAAGGCAACAUCAACGACAACCGCAUCGAAGAAAGCCCAUAGAUCGCCUGCAGCAGAGUUAAGUUCCAGCAUCAAGCUGACAACAACAACUACUCGGAAACCAGAUCUCCUAGCUUCCACUGCCAAAUUGGAGCCACUGGAUCCCAGUAUCGCUUUAGAAUUACCAACCAUAUCGAAUAAUUAUAAACCCAUGCCACUUAAUCAAACUGUCAUGGAUGUGGUUUUCAAUUCUGGAAGCAACAACUCGCAUAAGCCAGUACAGCGAAAUUUCGAUGAAUCUGAGGCUUUAGCCCAUGGAAUUUCGUCCAAAACAAUGCGUACAAAAAUUUACUCGGGUGUCAAGACUGGACAAAUACUACAAGUACCCUCACUAUUUGACUUGUGCAUCCGUAUUCUUCAGAAGAACAUCGAUGCACUCGAAUAUACCGGUGGUGUACCCUUCGAGGUUCUACGCCCUGUUCUGGAACGCGCUACACCACAGCAGUUGCUUAAUUUUGAGGAAUACAACCCCUAUCUGAUGGAUGACAGUGAUGUCCUGUGGCAGCACCAUGUACAACGUCAUCAUCGCAGCCAAAAACGAGAGGAAAUGGAAACGUGGCGUGAAAUGUUUUUGCGCUGUCAAGAGGAAAAGGAUCGCAAGCUAAGCAUACUUGCCGAGAGCAUCAAAGCGUCACAGAAAAUAAGCGAAGCGCCUGUGCGGAAAACUCAAUUAGCCUUUGUGGACUCAAUGGUAAAGCCGCCGCGCAAUGUGCAGCGAAAACAGGAACAAUAUGGCACCAAGGGCAAAUUGAUAGCCACGCCCGCGGCUCGCGUUACGGCCCUCUCCAGCGUAACCCCGAAUGCGGCAAAGGUUGGUGAUGCGCGUUUGCGUGUGGCAGCAUCAGCUCGUGACACGGCACAAGUUGCUGUUGCACCCAUGCGUCCAAAGAAAGCACCCUUGAUGGCAAAAACAUUGCAAUUUAUGCGCGGACGCCACAAGCGUUAGGGAGGAGAGAACAUUAAUACGUACUUGCAUGCAUCUAUACUUGAGGAUUAUAACUUUAUACUCGUUUGUUAGGCCAUGAGCUACUUCUAUUUAUUCAUUUACAACUAUUAUAUGUCAAACAAUAUAUUCGUACAUUAAUAACAAA
Molecule: messenger RNA, 2505 nt
Organism: Scaptodrosophila lebanonensis
Lineage: Eukaryota; Metazoa; Arthropoda; Insecta; Diptera; Drosophilidae
Gene: EloA
Product: transcription elongation factor B polypeptide 3
Exons: 8
Coding region: 297-2360 (687 amino acids)
Biological process (GO): transcription elongation by RNA polymerase II
Cellular component (GO): nucleus; elongin complex
Source: RefSeq, a predicted model, not a curated record